UGACUGUGAUACUGGAACAGAAUAAUUCUUCUCUGAAAACAAGAAGCCAGAAAGUGUAUCAUUGUAGUCACUGUGCAAAGGAGUGGUUCACAUAUUCCAACAGUUGUUAUUUCAUCGGUAUGGAAAGAAAGACUUGGAAUGAGAGUUUGAUGGCCUGUGCUUCUAAGAACUCUAGUCUUCUUUACAUAGAUGAUGAAGAAGAAAUGAAAGUUCUGAUGUCCCUAUCACUUGUAUCAUGGGUUGGAGUCUUUCGUAACAGCAGUGAUCAUCCAUGGGUGUCAAUAAAUGGCUCAACUUUCAAACUAAAAGUAAGAGAAUCAGGAGCUCAUGAACGUAAUUGUGUUGUGCUACACUCAGAAUUUCUUAAAUCAGAAAGUUGUGGAUCUUCGCAAAUGCAUUAUUGUAAGCAUAAGCCUUAG
This is a messenger RNA of Galeopterus variegatus (Sunda flying lemur), 419 nucleotides long. RefSeq names its product NKG2-C type II integral membrane protein-like. The annotation marks the transcript as partial. Lineage: Eukaryota; Metazoa; Chordata; Mammalia; Dermoptera; Cynocephalidae. Gene Ontology annotation, biological process: stimulatory C-type lectin receptor signaling pathway; positive regulation of natural killer cell mediated cytotoxicity. The record is from RefSeq and is a predicted model, not a curated record. The transcript has 4 exons.